GCAAAAAAAUUGUCUAUUUAAAACCCUUUGUAACCAAACAAUAACCCCGGAAAAAAACUUAAUAUAAAUUGACAAUUUGUUUUCAAUCUCCCAAGUCAAAGAAGUUGAAUUAAUGGAAAAAGUAAAGAAGCAGCAUCACCAAACACUAGCUUUCAUCUUCUUGUUGAUUAUCCUAUUGUCUUUAACAAACAAGUCAGGAUCAACAUCAUCGGACUCAUCAAAAGCUCGAAAGCAUCACUUUGUUCUAGUGCAUGGAUCAUGCCACGGAGCAUGGUCAUGGUACAAGGUUAUUACACUUCUCAAAUCGUGGGGUCACAAUGUGACUGCCUUAGACUUGGGAGCUUCAGGGGUCAACCAAAAGAAGGCUUUGGAGCUUAAAUCAAUUUCUGAGUACUUUGAGCCUUUGAGUGAGUUCAUGGCUUCAUCAGUGGACAAAGGUGAAAGAGUGGUUCUUGUUGGUCAUAGCCUUGGUGGCUUGGCCAUAUCCCAUGCCAUGGAGCAUUUUCCUCACAAGAUUUCUGUGGUUGUCUUUGUCACAGCUAUGAUGCCUGGUCCAACACUCAACAUAUCCACCCUCAAUCAGAAGCUAACUUCAUGUCUUCUUUGCUAG
Messenger RNA from Arachis ipaensis, 610 nucleotides. The record is from RefSeq and is a predicted model, not a curated record. NCBI's taxonomy places the organism in Eukaryota, Viridiplantae, Streptophyta, Magnoliopsida, Fabales, Fabaceae.